AUGAAGAAUAUGUUGGAGAUUGCUUUUCCUGGAACUGAGGUUAUCCUUGCAAAUUAUCCCCCAUCGCUUCCAAAGCGUCUGCUAAGCAAAUUGGUUCCAGUUGUUCAGAUUGGUGUUAUAGGAGUGGUUAUUGCAGGGGAACAUAUUUUUCCAAUGUUGGGUUUUGCUGCACCUCCUCCUUGGUAUCACAACUUGCGUGCUAAUAAAUUUGGAACCGUUGCUACUACUUGGCUUCUUGGGAAUGCCUUGCAGUCAUUCUUACAGAGCUCUGGAGCUUUUGAAAUUUACUUUAAUGGUGAACUGGUUUUCUCUAAGCUGAAGGAGGGAAGGUUUCCUGGAGAGAUCGAGUUGAAGGAUUUGAUUACCAAAAAGAUGACAAAUUCUAUACGUGUUAAUGGUGUGUCAGAAUUGAUGUCUUAG
Molecule: messenger RNA, 420 nt
Organism: Sphenostylis stenocarpa
Lineage: Eukaryota; Viridiplantae; Streptophyta; Magnoliopsida; Fabales; Fabaceae
Source: the annotation of a GenBank genome assembly